AGAGCUGAGCAUCGUCUCAGUGUGCGGAGGUGAAUUACUGUGUUUGUCUCCACUUCCGGGAUAAAACGUUGUUCGUCUUUUGAGGGAAUUUAUUUUUUGGACCGAGAGACUUCCCGUUGUUCAAACAACAAAGCGACACGAUGCGAGAUGUUCACCUGAAUAAUGAGACGUGCAGCAACGGGUCCGUGGUGAGGUUGUGGUGUGGCUCCCAGUCCGCCGUGUGUUUGGUCACUGGAGAUCAAACACUGUUCCAGACUCACCUGAACAACAGCACUCACAUGACAGAUGCAAACAGCUCCUACAACCUGUGGCUGGGUCUGACUCUGGCCCUGCUGUCGGCCUUCCUGAUUGGUGGGAGCGUCAUUCUCAAGAAGAAAGCUCUCCUCCGAUUGGCCGACACCGGGCACACCAGAGCAGGUGAUGGAGGUCAUGGCUACCUGAAGGACUGGCUGUGGUGGGGAGGCCUGUUGACCAUGGGAGCCGGAGAGGUCUGCAACUUUGUCGCCUACAUGUUUGCUCCGGCGACGCUGGUGACUCCUCUGGGCGCUCUGAGUGUCCUCAUCAGUGCAGUCCUGUCCUCCUACCUGUUGGGGGAGGUGUUGAACGUGGUGGGGAAGCUCGGCUGUCUGCUGUGCGUGCUGGGUAGCAUCCUGCUGGUCCUCCACGCGCCAGAGGAACAGGAAGUGACGUCACUGCAGGACAUGACCAACAAGCUGCUGGAGCCUGGUUUCCUGGUGUACGUGUCGGCGGUGUUGGUGCUGUGUGCCGUGCUCGUGUUGUACUUCUCUCCUCGGUUCGGUCGCUCCAACAUCCUCGUGUACAUCGGCAUCUGCUCGCUGCUCGGAGCCUUCACCGUCUCCUCGGUGAAGGGCCUCGCCAUCGCCAUCAACACCGUCUCUUAUGAUAUCUCGGUGCUUGCUAGUCCUCUCACCUGGAUCCUGCUUCUCACUCUCAUCGUCUCCAUAGUAACACAGGUGAACUACCUGAACAAGUCUCUGGACACCUUCAACACCCUGCUGGUCUACCCCAUCUACUACGUCCUCUUCACCUCCGUCGUCCUGUCCACCUCCAUCAUCCUCUUCCAGGAGUGGAGGGGCAUGUCGGCCGUGGAUGUGGUCACGACGCUGGGAGCCUUUGUGGUCAUCGUGGUGGGCGUGGCCAUGCUCCACCUCUUCAAGGAGCUGCAGAUGACGAUGAAGCAGCUGACCAAUCAGCUGUCUCAGCCGGUGGAGAGGGAGGGGCUUGCGGAGGAGGUGUCAGCCAAUGGAAGAGCAGAAGAGGUACAGAGGAAUAAAAAAGAGGAUAAAUACGGACUGAUGGACAACAUGGUGAUCGAGAGUCUUCCUCCUAUGAGAGAGGAAGGACCGAGAGUCUUCAUCAUCAGCUGAGACAGGAAGCAGAGACGCAGGUUUGUGUUUCCUGUCUGGACGUUGUAGUUCGGACUGCUCAGUUUGUAGUCCUCACUCUGACUGAUACUGUAAAAAUCCUAGUGCACUUUUUUUAAAGGCCCAGGCCUGUAGUUUGAAGACGUUUCAGUUCACUGUAGAUUAUUGAUCCACGAGCUUUCACACAAAACACUUUUUCAUUCACCUGAACACACUGUGCAGCUCCUGGACACAAAUCCCCCAUUUACACUCAGUGACUCCAGAGUCGACAAAUUCAACAGAUUCAACCAGGUGUUCAAACCUCCUCAGAAGUAACAACAGAGACACAAAAUAAUUUAACAGAGACUAAAACAACUACAAAGAGACUGAAA
Seriola dumerili (greater amberjack) is the source of this 1756-nucleotide messenger RNA. It is a transcript of the gene nipal4, whose product is annotated as magnesium transporter NIPA2-like. Gene Ontology annotation, molecular function: magnesium ion transmembrane transporter activity. The transcript is spliced from 10 exons. Lineage: Eukaryota; Metazoa; Chordata; Actinopteri; Carangiformes; Carangidae. Gene Ontology annotation, biological process: magnesium ion transport. The coding region runs from base 141 to 1388 and encodes 415 amino acids. The record is from RefSeq and is a predicted model, not a curated record. Gene Ontology annotation, cellular component: membrane.